ACUGAAGAUGGGAAACUAAUCAUUGAAGGAAUGCUGGAUAUUUUGGGGGGAGUAAAACAGCCUAUACAGCUGAAGAUGCAAGAUGAAAAGCAGAUCUCUUCUUUUACCACACUGACUUUACCAGAUACUUUUUCCACCAAAGGGAGAAUGGUGUGCUGGGGGGAAUUUGAUGAUCUUGAUCAUAUUACUGACCUGGACAGAACCCAGAUUCCAGUGUCUGAAGCAAGGAAUUCUCAGCAUGACUAUUUAUCUUAUCACAGCAGUACUCUGAAGCUACAUGCAGAUGAAGAGCCAGAACCCCCAUUGCUCUAUAGAUGUAUGAGUGAAGCAGCCCUGGUGAGAAAAAGAACAAAGCCUCCAAUGAUAGACAGAAAAGAACAACAGUUCCACAGGGCUUCUAUUAAUGGACACUUCUAUAACCAUAAAUGAUUAAAAAGUUUUCCCUUUGUUGUGCUGCACCACACAUAGUUGUGUUUCUCCCAAGAUGAGUGUCAUGAGGCAUACACAUUACUAUCAGCUAC
This is a messenger RNA of Chinchilla lanigera (long-tailed chinchilla), 521 nucleotides long. RefSeq names its product ras association domain-containing protein 6-like. Gene Ontology annotation, biological process: signal transduction. The record is from RefSeq and is a predicted model, not a curated record. The annotation marks the transcript as partial. NCBI's taxonomy places the organism in Eukaryota, Metazoa, Chordata, Mammalia, Rodentia, Chinchillidae. The transcript has 4 exons.